AUGGCAGAAUUAAAAUCCUCCGACAAAAAUGCAGAGAGCUUCCAUCCGAAAUUAGAGAAUGAAUUGAAACUUGAUGCCGAAAUUCGUAAUCUUUGGUCGGAGAGCAUUCAUUGCCGGAAUCAACGUCAAAUGUUUGAUAAGGCCAAUGAAAUUUAUGAUUUUAUUAUUGUCGGAGCCGGAACUGCCGGAUGCGUACUAGCGAGAGAACUCAUUUAUAAUAUUAGCAAUGUUAACAUUUUAGUAUUAGAAGCUGGUCCAUCCGAUGUGCAAGUUAAUGAUAAAAUUCGAUUGCCUUGUACACUUCCUUCGAUUUAUCGAGCAAGUGAAACAGAUUGGGGAUAUUAUACGGAAGAGCAAAGGAUGCAAAGUAUUAUCGAACCUACAAAAGAGGUGUUAAUUAAAAGGACCCCUUAUCCGCGUGGCAAGGUUAUUGGAGGAUGUAGCACCAUAAACUCAAUGGUUUACAUGCGAGGUCAAAAGUCUGAUUACGAUAGUUGGGCGGCACAAGGUCCUGAAUACAAAAUUUGGGAUUACGAUCAUUGUUUUGAGGCUUUCAAAUCUGUCGAAAACAACGCGCGUGAAAACCCAGAUGAAGAAUUUAAAAAGUAUCAUGGGUUCAAUGGCCAACUUCACGUACAAGAUAGUCCAAAUGAUACUUAUGAGAUGGCAAAAGACUUCAUUAAAGUUGCAAACAAUCUUGGCAUUCCCUAUAAUAACGAUUUCAACGGCGCUACGCAAACUGGAAUAGGGAAACAUCAGCUUACAAUGAAAGAUGGUAAGCGGUUUUCGUUAGCUGAUGCUUAUCUGACGGACGCAUUGAAAAAAGUUGAAAAAUACCCUCCUUUAAAACCAUUAACACUUCCUUAUGGAGGGAUAGCCAACGGCGUUGCAAAGAUCGUUGCUGUCAAUGUUAAAUCUUUUGCCCAUAUGUUGAGUAUUAUCUGGGACGAAGAAAAAGAAGAUGAAAAUAUUGCAAUUGGUGUCAAGUAUUUCUGUAAUGGUGGAAUUCAUAACGCUUUCAUUGCUCCGAAAGGAGAAGUGAUUAUUUGUGGUGGAGCUAUUAAUAGCGCUCAGAUUUUAAUGCUAUCUGGAAUCGGUCCAAAGAAUAAUUUGGAGGCAAAUAAUAUCAAAGUUCGAAAAGAAUUACCAAUUGGACGUAAUUUACUGGAUCAUCCUUUAUGUUAUAUCAUUGGCAAAGUUUCUAAUCCAAAUGGAACAAAUGAUUCUCGAAUUCAUUCAUGGUGUUGUGGGAUUAAACUUGGAAUUAAUUACAAAGGUAACGUUGAAGGAAAAAUUCCGAGUAAAGAUGAAUUACUCGAUGACCAUCCGGAUUUUCAAUCAUAUGUAAACGCAAUUGUUUUUGAUCCUAUUAUUGACGAUUAUAUCAGAUCAGGCACACCAGAACAAAAAUUUGAAGCAUUUACUUUGGCCUCAGUUUUAAAUUUCCCAUCAAGUGUUGGCCAUUUGGAAUUAUGUAGUUCUAAUCCAUUCAUGCUACCAAAACUAUUCCUCAAUUAUUAUGAAAAACCUGAAGAUAUGUAUAGAAUGAUAAGUUCAUUAAAAUUAUUACGUGAAAUUAUUAAGCAACCUCCAUUAAGUACUGUAUGGGCCGUGAAAGAAAUAGGACUUAAUGAUGAAUUUGGAAAAUGGUGUAGUGUAGGAGAAGAGAUGAGUGAUGAAGAUUGGGAAAGAUAUAUCCGUGAAAAGACAUCAACAGCGUCUCAUACAUGUGGUACAGUAAAGAUGGCACCAGAAUCUCAAGGAGGAUGUGUUAAUCAUCGCCUUCAAGUUUAUGGCACUAAAAAUCUUCGAGUUGUUGACGCUUCAAUUAUUCCGUUUAUUCCGAAUACUAAUACUAAUGCGCCUGUUGCCAUGAUUGCAUGGAGAGCAAGCAAGUUGAUUGAAGAAGAUUAUAGAAAUAAAAUUUAA
This is a messenger RNA of Funneliformis geosporum, 1929 nucleotides long. NCBI's taxonomy places the organism in Eukaryota, Fungi, Glomeromycota, Glomeromycetes, Glomerales, Glomeraceae. The record is from the annotation of a GenBank genome assembly.